Pseudopodoces humilis (Tibetan ground-tit) is the source of this 1408-nucleotide messenger RNA. RefSeq names its product transmembrane protein 167A (gene TMEM167A). NCBI's taxonomy places the organism in Eukaryota, Metazoa, Chordata, Aves, Passeriformes, Paridae. The record is from RefSeq and is a predicted model, not a curated record.
GCGGUGCGCGCUUCCGCCCAUCGCGGCGGCCGGAAGGUGAUGUGGCGGAGCGCGGCGCGAUGUCUGCCAUCUUCAACUUCCAGAGUCUUCUGACUGUGAUCCUGCUGCUCAUAUGUACCUGUGCCUACAUCAGAUCCUUGGCUCCCAGCUUACUGGACAAAAAUAAAACCGGAUUGUUGGGGAUAUUCUGGAAAUGCGCCAGGAUUGGUGAGCGGAAGAGCCCCUACGUGGCCGUGUGCUGUGUGGUGAUGGCCUUCAGCAUCCUGUUCAUGCAGUAGCAGCUGGAGAGAGUCCCCGAGUACCCAACAGCAGAUCUUGUGUCAGGAAAGGAUGGGAAGCCUCACCACAUCUCCUCUCACACGAUGGAUAGCCUGUCUCCUGGCGGACACCCCUGCAGAUGGACCAGCAUUAGUGAUCAUAACCCAGAUGAGAUGUGCUUGUUAAUGCCAGGUCAGCACUGACACUCCUGCUGUAACUCCUGGAAGGGUGUCUGCUGCGUGUCUGAUUUUCAGGGGAGCUUUGUUUGUUUGGUUUGGUUUUUUUUACACCAUGGUGUCGAAAAGGCUUGCUGUUUUCAAUUCUUUAAAAUUUCUUGUCCAGUAGACCUGUUGAAUGAAACCUUAAAAUGGUAAAUCAGUCACAGCAAUAAGACCACCUUUGAAGAAUGAGGAGCAUUUUGACUCUAGGGGAUGUUUAUCAAAGUUUUUUUAGUUCUUGCUGCCUGAACAAUUCCUCUCAAUUUGUAAGUGAUGGCUCUGCUCUCAUCCUAAAAAUAUGACCUCUGACCUAAGUUACACUCAGCUGUUUGUUUCUAAACUUGUAAUUCUCAAAUAAUCUAUCAAUAUCUCUGUUGUUAAGGUGUGAAAUAAAGGCAGGGACCAUAAUUGUGGUGAUGUCUUAUUAGUUGCUGUGAAGGCACAGAUGUGGCAUCUGAAACACCUGGACUUGCUCUCUGUAAAAUACCACAUGUACUCAUUUCUAGAAUUUUAGGUCUUUCAGGUAUGUAAUUUCCCAGCUUCUUCCAAAAUGUUGCAGAAAGGACUCAAAAGGCUCUGCUGUUGUUGCAUGUAUGGAAAGGUUUCUAAAUUAGCAGAAUUAAGUUGGCUGCAGAUAAGGAAGUUGCAUGUCAUAAUAUAAAGGUUGAAGCAACUAAACUACCCUCACCAGUAGUAAAAAUUAUAUUACUUUUAAUGAUACCUUCCAUUAGCACUUACUUCUUAGUUUUGCACACUCAGUAAUGUAGUGACUUCUUCAAGAAUGCCUGACAGGUGUGUGUUACAUCAGACAACUGUGUGACUUCAUCCUGGCCCAUUUGGGAGAGUUGUCUGUUUGCAGUAUUUGUUGUUCUGGAAAGGCUUGUGAUCAGAAGAAACAAAGCGAAAAAGUAAAACAUUGAAAGGUGUGUUAA